Messenger RNA from Pimephales promelas (fathead minnow), 1274 nucleotides. NCBI's taxonomy places the organism in Eukaryota, Metazoa, Chordata, Actinopteri, Cypriniformes, Leuciscidae. The record is from RefSeq and is a predicted model, not a curated record.
AUAAAAAAUAUAUAAAAAUUCUGUCAAUUUUGACUGACACGCGAAGAGCACCAGAGGGUUAAAGAUAGUUGAGCAAUGUUGAUGCACAUCUUUGAAUUGGUCAAGAUUCUGAUUUUCUGAUUUUCAUUGGGUCAGAGUUUACACCUUCCUCCUGAGGAGUAUCAUAUACCUGAUUCCCCCACACACACACACACACACACAGCGUCUCGUGUCCCUCUCGCCCCUGAGUAACGCUUGUCUCCUCAUGUAGGAGGCUCGAUCUCACUCUCCCCGGCACCUCGAGCCCCAGUCUCCCACAUCCAGCUCUGUCUUCUGUAGCUCAGACUGUCCUGUGUCCCUCAGUAAACCCCCGUGUUAUGAGGAGGCUGUGAAACAGCAGAUGGUGCGCAGCCAGCAGAUGGACGAGAUCCUGGAUGUCCUCAUCGAGAGUGGAGUUUCCCCGAAGUUCCAGCACCGGCACUACAGUCACAUGUGUGCGUACGAGCCCGGAGACAGCCACCUGGAGGCACUGCUGAGCCGAACACACACUGACACACACUCCGACACACACUCGGACGAGGCAGGCGAAGGAUUCAACGACAGACUGAUGAUGGACACGCCUGUGAUCGGGAAGAUGGAGACUCAGGGACUCGGGAUGACCUUCACGGACUCGCCUUGGGAAACCAUGGAGUGGCUGGAUCUGACUCCGCCAAACUCCUUCCAGAACCAGAACGUUCUUCCUCUCAGCGGACCGAACAUCUUUAACACCGAGUUCCUGGACGUCACCGACAUCAGCCUGAACUCUGCCAUGGACCUGCACCUCGAUCACUGGUGAGGAGGAACCAGUCCAACGGGAGUCAUCGACACUUAUCUCACAAUUCUGAGAUGUUAAAGGAUUAGUUCUUCUGAAUUAAGAUCUCCUGAUAAUUUACUGUGCCCCACAUCAUACAAGAUGUUCUAGCAGUAGAAGUGUUUAUUUGUCCCUGUAGGGAAAGUAGUUUGCAGUGAGCUCACACAGAUUUGGCAAGAAUUUCAAGAAUCAAAGUUGGCAUAUACAAACAAUAAAUCAAAGCAAAUACAUCUAAUUUAAGAUAACCCACUGACCAUCAAUCAACACUAGAAGAAGAAUUUAAAAAUCUUAUUGCUUGGGGGAUAAUAGAUAAUUUGGACCCGUUUUUCAUGCAUCUGGGAACAUAGUAAUGUCAGCCAGAUAAUUCAAAAGCAUAAGAUAAAGGAUGCCUUGUAUCAUUCAGAAUGAUAUUAGCUUUAAUUAUAUUUCUUCAGUGGUAAAGAAA